This is a messenger RNA of Lagenorhynchus albirostris (white-beaked dolphin), 1970 nucleotides long. RefSeq names its product calcium and integrin binding family member 2 (gene CIB2). Bases 496 to 948 code for a protein of 150 amino acids. Lineage: Eukaryota; Metazoa; Chordata; Mammalia; Artiodactyla; Delphinidae. The transcript has 6 exons. Gene Ontology annotation, molecular function: calcium ion binding. The record is from RefSeq and is a predicted model, not a curated record.
CCAGGCUCCCGCCCCGUCCCCGCCGGGUGGGUUGCGGGGCGCGGCGCCUUGAGACCGGGCGGCGGGUCCGGCGGCCGUCGGAAGCUGCCCGCCGAGGGGCUGACGAGGGCCGCGGGCGCGGGGCUCCGGCGGCCGCUGAUGGGAGGCGGCCUCCGGGAGAGCAAGCGACGGCGCCGCAGCCACCAUGGGGAACAAGCAGACCAUCUUCACCGAAGAGCAGCUGGACAACUACCAGAUACCAGUUAGAUGCUUCACCCUGCCCCAUCCCCAGUCUGUGUGCCUGGAACUCUCAGCCUCUGACCAUGGGGCUUCUGCCUGCGACCACUCAGGACACACCACCCAUGACGCCACGAGGCACCAUUCUUAGGGCCUGCAGCAUGGACCGUGCCCCCUGCCGCUGGGCAAUGCGGUGACCCUGACUGCACCUUCUUCAAUAAGAAGGACAUCCUCAAGCUCCACGCGCGCUUCUAUGAGCUGGCUCCCAACAUCGUCCCGAUGGACUACAGGAAGAGCCCCAUCGUCCACGUGCCCAUGAGCGUCAUCAUCCAGAUGCCGGAGCUCCGGGAGAAUCCCUUCAAGGAAAGGAUUGUGGAGUCUUUUUCUGAGGAUGGCGACGGGAACCUCACCUUCAACGACUUUGUCGACAUGUUUUCUGUGCUCUGUGAGUCGGCUCCCCGCGACCUCAAAGCAAACUACGCCUUCAAGAUCUACGACUUCAACACCGACAACUUCAUCUGCAAGGAGGACCUGGAGCUGACGCUGGCCCGGCUCACCAAGUCGGAGCUGGAUGAGGACGAGGUGGUGCUCGUGUGCGACAAGGUCAUUGAGGAGGCCGAUCUGGACGGUGACGGCAAGCUGGGCUUCUCCGACUUCGAGGACAUGAUCGCCAAGGCCCCCGACUUCCUCAGGUGCCCUCCCAAGGGGCUGGCGUGGGCAGGGCAGGCCUGAAUGGGGCCGCAGCCAGGAGACCCCUUGGGGCUGAGGCACCGUUACUGCUCCCGAGAGCAGUGGUCCCGGCAGGCUCUGUGUGGGCCAGGAGGCAGGUCACGUUCCAGGCCGAGCUGCCCUCAGUGUGUGACUGGGAAGUCCUCUGUCCCCAGCAGGGCCAGUCUCUGGUGAGGGAUAGAGACUGGGGGCCCUUUGGUUAUGUCGGGGGUUGGAUGCCCUGGGCACAGCUGGUCCUCCAGGCCUUCCUUCCCUCUGCACCCUCCUGGAGGAACUGUCCAGGGUUGGGUGCAGGGCCUGGUUGGCUUUCUGCUGAGGACCUUUACCCACCCAGUCCAGAGCCUCUCAGCCCCUCUUGCUCUUUCUCUUUCCAGCACUUUCCAUGUCCGGAUCUGAGGACAGUGCCGAGGUUACAGGGGCCAGAAGCCGACCACCCAGCUCUGCUGCCUACACGAGUGUGACCUCCAGGCUCCUCAGGAGAGGAGCUGUGGCCUCUGGGGUUUACACCCCCGCACAUUUCCUUGGCCCUUUCAGCAAAAAAUCCUUAACCAGGGAAGGGGGGAUGUGAGGGGCAGGGCCUUUCCCAGUCCCCCUGUGGUCCCUCCACAGGUCUUCCUUCUAUCCCCCCAACCUUCCCCACACCCUGGUCCUCUCCCCAUCAGAAAUGGCCCUACUGGGAGGGGAAGACAGAACCCCUAAUAGGGCAGGGGUGCUGACUUGUCCAAGUGCUGGGCAGGCACCCUGGUUGCCCAGGGCAAAGUGAAAAAAAAAAGGACAAGGUUUAACGAGCUAUGCAAUCUUUCUCCAAAACCCACAGCUGGGCUACACCCGACCCCGCCUGUUCCUUCUCCCCUGACCCUUCCCAAUGUGAAGCUGUGUGAACAGUGGGUCCAAGGGCUCUGUCCCUGUCUCUGUCCAGGACCUGAACACCACCCCAUCUGCCUUCCCCAGUGAUGUGGAAUCCUCACUGGUGUGUGCUGUCCACAGAUUUGUGAACUCCUCGUACAGUAAAACACUUUCAUGUC